Molecule: messenger RNA, 6709 nt
Organism: Pelagomonas calceolata
Lineage: Eukaryota; Pelagophyceae; Pelagomonadales; Pelagomonadaceae
Source: the annotation of a GenBank genome assembly
CCGCCUCGGGGACUACCUCGGUACUGCUGCGGUAAGAUUACAAAGGAUACGCUCGUACCGAUCCUCGUCAUUUCAAAUGGAGCAUGUGCGGGUUAUCGCGCGAAUUCGGCCGGAGCCGUCGUCCGUACGCGGUUGUGGCUGCCUCAGGGUAACGAGCGAUACUUGCGUCGAACUUUGCCAGCCGGACGGAGUCAGGGCUCAAUCGCACAGCAAGCGCGGCCGGCCUAGGACGAGGCUCUUCACGUUGGAUCGAGUGCUCGGGCCGCAGUCGGUGCAGGCGGAUGUAUAUGAACACGUAAAGCCGUAGCUUGACUGCGUAUUUAUUCAAUCACUCAGCUGUUCUUAUUUUCCUUCAUAUAGGCUAGUUCAUUCAGCAGCACAUGGGUAUAACGCCACUGUGUUUGCGUACGGGCACACGGGAUCAGGGAAGACACACACCAUGACAGGCGAUAACGUCCAGCCCGGUGUCACGCCGCGGGCAGUGCGAGAACUUUUUGCAGCGAUUGAGCAUGCAACUCGUACAAAGGACGCAGUUUUCCUCGUGCACGUGAGUUACGUCGAGCUGUACAACAACCAAUUUCGCAAUCUUCUCGAUGAUGUAGGGAACCAUUGCCAUGCGUCUAGCAGCACCAAGAUUGAGAUCCGCGAGUCGCGCGACACGGGCGUCUUUCUUACGGGCCCAUCCAACCUCAAGGUCGCCGUGACUUCAGAGCAGGAAGUCCAGGAGCUUAUUUCCUUGGGAGACAAAGCUCGGGCAUAUGCGCUUACGCGAUGCAAUGAUCAUUCCAGUCGGAGCCAUUGCAUCCUGACUUUGCAUGUUCAGUCGCAGAGGGCUAGUAUUGCUCUGCAGGACCCACAAAAUGCAGCUUUGACGUCCGUACAUGUUGGUAAGUUGAAUUUGGUAGAUCUUGCCGGAUCAGAGCGUGUGUCGCUAUCUGGUGCCCAAGGCGAGACACUCGUCGAGGCGCAGAACAUAAACCUCUCGCUGGCGCUCCUUGGUGACGUACUUGCUGCGCUCUCACGCAACUCACUGCGCGGAGAACAAGGGACGCAAUUCCCUCGGUCUGGUGGCUCUCGCGAGCCAGUCCCCUAUCGCAAUUCAAAGCUGACUUAUCUUCUGAAGGAUUCGCUCGGUGGUAACUCAAAGACACUUAUGAUCACGACUCUUCGAAGCUCAGAGACUUAUUACCGUCAGUCGCUCGUGUCGUUAAUGUACGCAUCACGGGCACGGACCAUACAGAAUUCGAGCACGGUGAACUUGGACCGUGGAUCGGGCCCGCGGACAACGGAGUCACUGCAGGUUGUCUCAGAACAACUUAAUCACCUCCACACGCGUUUGCGUGUUCGCGAACGUGAGUUUGAUGCCCUCUGUGCAACAUCAGCAUCCUCAACUUCAGAGAAUAUGCGUCUUAAAAGUGAACUUCAGCGCCUCGAGGCCCUUAACGAGGCAGAGCGCUGUGAGCUUGAGAACAAGCUAAAUACCGUCAUUCAUGGCCACUCGAGUGAGCUUCGGAACCGCACAGAGCAGUUCGGCAGGCUGCAGGCUCGCCUGCAGGAACGGAUCCUGACAUACCGCAGAACCUGCGCAGAACAGGAAGAAGAGAUCAAUCGCCUUCGUGAUGAGAGAGUGCUCCUCGAACAGCAAGUGUCGACUGUUGGUGCGACCCGAAUGGAAGUUAUAGAGAUGCAGACCGUGAUGGACGGUUGGCAGGCGCAGGCAAUAGCCUUGCAACGCGAGCUUGAACACUACAAGCAUUUCUUUUUAGACUCUCCGGUACUGCAGACGGAUCAAAAGAAAAUGGGAGGACGCUUCGGACGGAACCGCAACAUCUCCCACGACCACCAUCGCAAAACCAUAGCAUCCAUGCCUGGGACUGUCGUGCCUGACGACCUGAUGAGAGUCACUUGUCGAGCCAUCGUGCUUGAAUCCGCGCUUGGAUUUGCCUGUACUGAGCUUGACAAUGUUUUGAGUGAGUCAAAUGGCACUGCGAAUGUACUCAUCAGAGAGCUGGUCAAGGCACUUACUACGAGAUGGGGCACGGCGCAGGCAACGACAAAACUUGGUUUAUGGGCAAAGGAUGUUCUAGAUACGGCACAAAGAUGCGCCGCCUUUGAGGCUCGAGAUCGGGAGUACGUGUUUUCUGAAGUCGCUGCAUCCCUGGUGCCUAGUACGCGAUCAAACACCUUAAAUGUACUACGGGCACGACUCAUUGAGAUGGAGCGUCGUUUAGGCGAAUCCCUUCAACUUUCUGAAGAGUUAGUCUCGCGACAUGCUUAUUCACGAACAGAACGUGCAAUGCUAGAUAACAAAGCGGACUCCAGCCUCGCGCGCAUUGUCGCGGAAUCUGCACUUCUCAACAAGAUCUCGGUCCAAAAGAUUGCAGAUGAAACACUCACGGUCGCACGGGUGGGCGCCAGGGCUGAAAUAUUUGCUCUUUGGACUGCCAGGGAAUUUUUGGUCGCUGCCGCCCUCAAGCGACGCGACACACACGAAGCAACCACUGUGCGAGCUCUAAAGAAAAAGUUUGUUGUAGAGUCCUUCCAAGUACGGACGAGAUCAGCCGUCGAGCGCGCUCGGCGAAAUUUCGUGUGUAAAUUGCGGACAGUGUACAAGAUUCGUGAUCCGCAGGAGCUUGAAAAGGCAAACGCAAACGCUGUUCACACCAUCCAGCGCAACAGAGACUCGUUAGUUGACGUAAUAUGCCUUGAACGCGCUGGGAAGAUGCGGCUAAUCUGUGCAAUGUCCGCAGCAACAGCCGCGGCAGUCGCUGCGCUGCGAGUUGAAUUCGAGUCCACUGCUGCAUCAGGUGCUGCAAAGCUUUUUCGGCUCGAGUCGGAUCUUGCGGCAAUAGUCGAAGAAUUUUUCGCAUUGCAGAAGAAAAAAUGCCAGCAAUUCAACUCGCUUACUCGAUCACUGGACAUUCUUGUGUUCUGCCACUUGGCGGAAAUUCGGAAAGCUGCUUGUGAAGCGGCAUGUGCUAUUCAUAAGGAGCGCACCUGCUCAUGCGAUAAAUUGGCUAAUGUUCAGCUUGCCCAAAUAUCCAAAAUUUGCAUCGCUGAACAGCAGGCUUCAACCGAACUUUGGACAAACCUGAAUAAUCACCAGCGGCAAAUUGUCGUUCUGAAUGAUGCCAAUGCAUCCUUUAAGCAAAAAUGUGUGGCUGCUUGCGACAAUGGUGAGGGACUUGCCUUGAUGCUCUGUAAAGAAUGGGCUUGGACCCUCGGUACAGAACGUGAGCGGAAGCAAUGCACCAAAGAGACUAUGACCUUUGGGAUAGUGCUGGAACACAGUCUUGCUGAGAAUCAUCGCGAUGACAAAACCGUACUCGAUGCCUUAGAUGAGUUGUAUGCAACUGUGAUUGAGCUCCUUUGUGCACGGAUCAAGGUAUGCACGGGUGCAGGCUACGAGGCCCUGUCCUCCUUAAACGGAACCCUGAAUGUAGUUCAAUCUGACCUAGAUAACGCCAAUAUGGAUGCUGCCUCACUGCUAAAUGAGCUCAAUUUCUCACAGACCCUGGCCAACUUGCUGCAACAAAAGCUCGGAGUUAUGGCAGUCAGUCGAUUCAAUGAGCAGAUGAUGUGGCAUGCAAUAACCAGGCAACUGAGAGAUGCACACACGAAGGAUAUUUGCUUGUGGAAGAAGGCCUGGCGCGUGGUUGUUAAAGAGAAGGAAAAUUUCAAAGGGCAGCUUGUUCAGGUUACAAAGUUGCUACAAGAGAUAACGACAACUCAUAACAAGAAUCGUUUAGCUGCGCUUGAGGCGCAGGAUGAGGCGAUUAAUAUGGACCACAAUCGUACUUGCAAGAAGUAUGAGGCAAGUUUGGCCCUACUAGCACGUUCCUACGAGCAUGGGCUUCAGAUGUCGAGUGCAGAGCAUGCAUGUGUGAGUGCUGCGGCGGUCGAGCGCUGCAUGGUUGUCAGCAUGGCGCCUCGUUUAGCUGCCUUUUCGGCGAAUGCGAUGCUCAGGACCUUUCAACGCUCGCACAAACGUGUGCUCUGCGCGCAGCGAUGUAUAGUCAAGAGUUCUUUGGUGAGAAUAGGGGAGAAGCGAGGACAGCCUGCACUCGACCCUUUUGAAAGCUCUGCGCGCCUACACGAGGCCGAGGCAGAUGCAACCAACGCCAAAAUUGCUACAGCUCUGAGGUCGGAGCACGUGAUGACAUCCUGUCGUGCUGUAAAUGCGGUCGGUUUAGUUUUGCCCAGAGAGACGACAUAUCUUUGUGCCGCUGCGGUCGACGAUGUAAAUAUCACUCAUCUUGCUAGGGAGCUUGUCAACCAGCUUCGCGCACUUUGUGAAAUGCACAGGCGUCACGUUGCGACCGUUGACGUAUUCCACGCUUCAAGACUCCAGGAGGUCAUGGCCACUGUGGACUGCGCGCACAUUGGUCACUUUCUACGGGCAGCGGUCGACGCCAAGCGCGGGGACAUCCCAUGCACUCACCUCGAGAAGCUCGAGGAGCUCGCAUCCGUCAAGGCCGAGCCCAACUUGCAGGUCGCUCCAGCAGAGGCGCGGGUUUUGCAGAUCAAAGAAAGUCUUGGUCCAAACAAUGUGUUUCGUAUUUGCAAGCCCAAAGCUGAGCGCAGGGCUGGUGGUGGGUCAAUCGCAGCUGGCCAUGCGACUUCUACCACCACCGCACUGAGUAGCCGCAUCGUACAGCAAGCUGACGGACGAGGGCAAUCCACUGCAGCACGUUGGGCUAAAAAGGUCACAAACGAGACUUCGGAAAUGUCAUGGUCUGUCCUCGAUGAUUCGGUUGCUCGGCGUAAGGCGCUAAAGAAGUCUAUGAAGGCCAAGUUGGUUGUCCUCCAAAAGCACCUCGAGACCAGAUUGGUUGAAACAACCUAUCAGGAUUCAUUAGAGUUCACAUGUGGGGGAGAUGACGCACAGGACCUCGUUUUUGUUGAGUAUUUUGGGCGCUUGAACUUGCCCCGUGGACGAGUUACAGAGCCAGAGACCAUUUGCUUUGGUCAGAUAAGUAUUAUUUCACAUGAUAACGUCCACUGGCGGCCGUGUGAUACGGAGCUCAGAUUACGAAAGGGAGAGCACGCUAGCGCUAUCGAAAAGGCCUGCGCCAAGCAAAAGCGACAGCUCAAAAAUAAUCUUGCAUACAAAGCAGCAAGGCUGGACUUGAAUAGGGGCUCACAAGCGCACCUUGACGAACUUCAAUGUAACAAUGCUGCUGUCCAUGAAUUCUGCCGCUAUUGCAAUCGGGAAUGCGCAAUACGUCUGCGCGGGGCGCUCAAGCAACAGGAGCGCUUAAACCACAGGCGCCUUAGCGCAUUGAAGCGUCAGAUUGCAUGCAAUUUUGAGAAAGCGAUCGUAGCCGGGACCAGCUUACAUAACAAUGCGUGGACGUGCUUUGAAAAUCUUGUUUUGGCAACUAGACAACAGUUUUGCUCGCUUGUAACUACUGCUAGUGUCUCGGUCCCCCGACUGCCGAGAGAUGUGAAGGACGCCCGAGAGGCACCAGGCAAAGGCCCCGUCAAUUCAUUUAAGUGGCUUAGUGCGAUUGAGAAACCGUUGGCCAUACAUGCAACUCUGCUGACCACAUCAAUGCAGAAGAUUCUUAAACGUCGAGAUGCCAACUCAGUUUUGGCGCUUCAUGCAGCCCUCCAUCGGGGGAAUAUGCGGCACUUUCGUCGACUGGGUAUUGUUGUCAAACUAAGAGACAUGUACUGGCAGGAGCUUCUUGGCGCUGCACUCCAAGAAAGCGAUUCAAAGCAUGCUACUCUUGAUCUGCCUUCGCCAUCGAGCUACCGACGUAAAGGAAUUUUAGGGAUAGAUAGAUGGCCGUAAUUACUAAGGACUCGACGUCCAGGAGCCUAACGAUAUGAGCGGACCGAGACUGUAUAUUCUGUGACCUAUAAUAAUAGCCUGAGGCCGGAACCAGUCCUGUCGAGUUUAGAGCACGCCUCCCAAGCCGCUGACACGUCUAGGUGCCUUUACGACGAAAAUUUGGAUUGAGCAUAAUUUCUCGGAGCGGGGGAAGCUCGUGGUCUGUACUCGAUGAUGAUAUAGUUGUAGCACUGGCAUUGUUUGCACUGUCACCUUUUUCGAGUUGUAGAGGUCAAUUCAAGUUAAGCCCUAUUCGCUGAGCUCACAGAACAAUUUACUGACCGGGGAAAAAUGUUGUAAAAAAUAAAAUUUUUUUACAUUUUGGAUGGCUUUUGGCCGUUUUCUCGGCGAGAGGCAGCCCGUUUGCUGCCGCGUUUUUUGCAAUGCGUUGCCCGGCUGCCCGCGCCCACGACGUAGACUAAGUGUUUCUCACGAGGAUGCCCGCACCGAGCACGGGCCCAAGUACAAUGGCAGCCCCCGAACAGUUGUAACAUUUUCCCGUGACUCGGACAGGGCAAGAUGAUUAUUUGCACGCAUUUCACGCACUGGCAGUGACUCCAUCAGCCGAGUGUUGCUCGAGGACCCGUUGCGGUCACGGUGACUCCGAGUCGGCGGACUCCACUGGCACCCGAUUUGGUUCCCCGGGCCCGGCGGGCGCAUUAAAGGUGUCAUUUAGUAAUUUGACUCGGGCUAAUCGCGGCACCAUGGCCAUCGUCUCGCGGACCAUUUGGCCUAGGGCGGGGGCUCGGAUGCCCGGGUCCGAAGCGGCUACUUCUAGUACAAAUGGAUGCGGAAGUACUACCAAAUUGUGAAUCAUUUAUACAAUACCGUAGUACCGUACCGUAGGUAGGUACCGUAGGUACCUACGGUACC